AUGUCCCCUAGGCCCGCCGAAGGUGCGGAGGCACCUAAGGGCCCCUCCAAGAGCGAGUUGAAGAAGCGCGCGAAGGAAGAGGAGAAGGCACGCAAGGCAGCAGAGAAGGCCGCCAAGCAAGCAGAGCUUGAGGCGCAGAAGGCUGCAGCGGAAGUCGACUUCGCGACCGAGUUCUACGGCAAGCUCCCUCUGAACCAGUCCCAGUCACGCCCGAGGCGCGAGCGCGUCCAGAUCGCGUCCCUCACCCCCGAGCACGACGGCCAGACCGUGCUCGUGCGCGCGCGCGUCCAGACGUCGCGUGCGCAGGGCAGCAAGAUGGUCUUCCUCAACCUCCGCCAGCGAAUCGACUCUGUCCAGGCGCUGCUUGUCCUCACCCCGGGCAAGGUCAGCAAGCAGAUGCUGAAGUGGGCUGCGGGACUGCAGACGGAGAGCAUCGUGCUCGCGGAGGGUGUCGUCAAGAAGUCCCCCGAGCCGAUCAAGAGCGCGACUGUCAGCGACGUCGAACUGCACCUCACGCAGCUGCACCUUAUCUCCGGCUUGGACACCAAGCUUCCAUUCACCGUAGACGAUGCGAAUCCCCCAGAGGAGGCCGAGGCGGAGGAAGGCGAUGAGGGAGGUAUCAAAAUCAAGCGCGUCCUUCUCAAGACUCGCCUCGAUAACCGCGUCGUUGACCUGAGGACACAAACGAACCAAGCAGUAUUCAGGCUACAGGCCGCAAUUGGGAGCUUCUUCCGCGAAUACCUCGAGGGACAGGGCUUCAUUGAGAUCCACAGUCCCAAAUUGCAGGGUGCGGCGACCGAGUCCGGCGCCUCGGUCUUCGAGGUUAGCUAUUUCAAGGGCAAGGCAUACCUCGCUCAGUCUCCUCAGCUCGCCAAGCAGAUGGCAAUUGCCUCUGACUUCGAGCGUGUCUACGAAAUCGGACCCGUUUUCCGUGCUGAGAACUCGUUCACACAUCGGCACAUGACUGAAUUCAUCGGGCUCGAUCUCGAGAUGGCCAUCGAAGAGCACUACCACGAGGUCAUGGAAUUGCUCGACGGCCUUUUCCUCCACUUGUUCCGCGGACUGAAGCAGAAGUACGCGAAGGAGAUCGAAACUGUGCGGAAACAGUUCCCCGCGGACGAAUUCAAGUGGCGCGAGGGCCCCGAAGGCACUCUGAAGCUCUCGUUCAGGGAGGCGGUCGACCUCCUUGUUGCGGACGGUGUGCCGAGGGAGGAUCUCGACGACAUUGACACUACAAACGAGAAGCGUCUCGGAAGGAUCGUCCGCGAGAAGUAUGACACCGACUACUUCAUCAUUGACAAGUUCCCCAUGGCUCUUCGUCCCUUCUACACCAUGCCCGACCCCGAAGAUCCCACACUCUCGAACUCGUACGACUUUUUCAUGCGCGGCGAGGAGAUCCUAUCUGGCGCGCAGCGGGUGCACGACGCAAAGCUCCUCUCCGAGCAGAUGCGUCAGAAGGGCAUCAACCCAGAGUCCAUGAAGACCUACCUCCAGGCCUUCCAGCUCGGAUGCCCGCCGCAUGGAGGGGGCGGUAUCGGUCUCGAGCGUGUGCUCAUGCUGUUCCUGAAGCUCAACAACAUCCGCCGCGCUUCUCUCUUCCCGAGAGACCCCAAACGACUAGAACCCUAG
Dichomitus squalens LYAD-421 SS1 is the source of this 1629-nucleotide messenger RNA. RefSeq names its product aspartate-tRNA ligase. Gene Ontology annotation, molecular function: RNA binding; ATP binding; aspartate-tRNA ligase activity. NCBI's taxonomy places the organism in Eukaryota, Fungi, Basidiomycota, Agaricomycetes, Polyporales, Polyporaceae. The record is from RefSeq and is a predicted model, not a curated record. The transcript is spliced from 8 exons. Gene Ontology annotation, biological process: aspartyl-tRNA aminoacylation. Gene Ontology annotation, cellular component: aminoacyl-tRNA synthetase multienzyme complex; cytosol; cytoplasm. Bases 1 to 1629 code for a protein of 542 amino acids.